Messenger RNA from Tetrahymena thermophila SB210, 3600 nucleotides. RefSeq names its product Na,H/K antiporter P-type ATPase alpha subunit family protein. Lineage: Eukaryota; Ciliophora; Oligohymenophorea; Hymenostomatida; Tetrahymenidae. Gene Ontology annotation, molecular function: P-type sodium:potassium-exchanging transporter activity; ATP hydrolysis activity; ATP binding. Gene Ontology annotation, biological process: proton transmembrane transport; intracellular sodium ion homeostasis; sodium ion export across plasma membrane. Gene Ontology annotation, cellular component: membrane. The transcript has a single exon. The record is from RefSeq and is a predicted model, not a curated record.
AUGAUAGAAAGAAAUUAGACGGAGGUGUAGAAAAGUGUUAAUUCACUUAAUAAGUCUAUUAACUCUGCUUAUGCCCGUAAAUACGAAGAAAUCAGAUAAUCUAUUAACAUUCAUAAUUCUUAGAGUGUCUACAGAAAUUAGAAGCAUGAUAUCCAAGGAGCUUUUUAUGUCUAAGAACCUAAUAAUAGGUAGACUCAUAUUAAUUCCUUAAUAGAAUUAGAAAUAUAGUCUUCUGUUGCCACUGAGUAAGAUGCAAUGCAUUAGAAUUAACAAUAAGGACAGACAGAUAAUCUACAAAUUGAAGAUAAAACUGAGAAAAAGAAGUUAGAAUUUGCUCAAAAAGAAGAUCAUAAAAUUCCUCUUUCUGAACUCAAAGAAAAAUACAAAACUGAUUAUAAAGUUGGUUUAACUGAACCUUAAGCUCAAUAAAAUCUUAUCGAUUACGGUGAAAACAAACUCACCGAUAAAGUUAGAAUCCCUGCUUGGGUUAUUUUACUAAAAGAACUUACUAAUGGUUUUGCAUUAAUGCUUUGGGUUAGUGCUGGACUUUGUUUCUUGGCUUAUGGUCUUACUCCUGAUGAUCCCUCUAACAUGUAUCUCGCUAUUGUUCUUUUAAUCGUUAUUUUUGUCACUGCUUUCAUUACAUUCUAAUAAAAUGCUAAGAGCGAAGCUCUAAUGAAAUCUUUUAAAAAUUUUCUCCCUUAGAAGUGCACAGUUAUUAGAGAUGGUGAACCCAAACACCUUGACGCAUUAAAGAUUGUUGUUGGAGAUAUUGUUCUUAUCAAAGCUGGUGAAAAGAUCCCUGCUGAUAUCCGUAUCUUAGAGUCUUCUGAAAUGAAAGUAGAUAAUUCACCUCUUACAGGUGAGAGUGAACCAUAGCUUAGAACUGCAGAAUGUUCUCACCCAGAAAAUUAUUUAGAAACAGCCAACAUGGCAUUUUUCGGUACAUUAUGCAAAGAGGGUACUGGUAAAGGUAUUGUAGUUAGUACUGGUGAUAGAACUACUCUCGGUUAAAUUGCAGAUUUAUCUUCAGGUGAAAAAAAGGCUAAAACUCCUUUACGUGCAGAAUUAGAUAGAUUUGUUUACAUGGUUACUAUACUAGGUAUAUUUUUAUGCAUUUUAUUCUUCCUUUUAGCUUACUUAGUUAUUGGUUUCCCUGUUAUGUCUUGCAUUGUCUUCGGUAUUGGUAUUCUAGUCGCAAAUGUUCCAGAAGGUUUGUUAGGCUGUAUCACUAUUUGUCUUGCAAUUACUGCUAAGAAUCUCGCAAAAAAGUAGGUGCUUGUCAAAAACUUAGAAGCUGUCGAAACUCUUGGUUCUACUUCUUGUAUCUGUACUGACAAAACAGGUACCUUGACUUAAAAUGUCAUGACUGUUAAGCAUAUUUGGAUUAAUGACUCUGUAUUUGAAACUCCUAAUCUUUUACAUCUUUAAAAAGGUUAAGAACCUCCUUAUGAUACAAAGGAUAUAGGCUUCAAAACUCUUUAAUAAGCUGCCAUGAUUUCUAGUGAAGCAGUUUUUGACUUGUCUGGUUUAUAAGAUAAAAAUAAUGUUGAUUAUCUUAAAUGUCCAGUUAUCGGUGAUGCUACUGAAACAGGUUUGAUUAGAUUCUAUUAAUCUAUUGAUGAUGUCAACUCUUUUAGAAGCAAAUUUAAAAUUGUCAAAAAUCCUGAUGAAACACUCAGUAGAAUGCCUUUUAGUUCCUAAUACAAAUUUGCUCUCACUGUUGUUGAAGAAGAAUCAGAAAAUAGCCAUUACGCUGUUUAUAUGAAAGGUGCUCCUGAAAAAAUUUGGAGUUACUGCUCAACAAUAUAUUGUAAUAAUCAAAUAAGUGUAAUUGAAAACUCAUGGUAGACAAAAUUCAAGUAAGUAAAUUUAUAAUUUGGUAAAGGAGGAGAAAGAGUUUUAGGUUUUGCUAAGCUUGCUCUUCCAGCAGCUUAAUAUCCUAAAGGUUCUCAUUUCUAUGUACAAAAUCCAUCUAAAUUUACAUUUCACCUUGCUUAAUUUUAAUUUUGCGGUUUAGUUUCUCUCAUGGACCCUCCUAAACCAAGAGUUCCUUAUGCUAUCCUUGAGUGCAGAUCUGCAGGUAUUAAGGUUAUUAUGGUUACUGGUGAUUAACCUCCAACUGCUGCUGCAAUUGCAAAAGAAGUCAAUAUAGUUCCUCAAGAGAUUAUUACUAAUGAAGACUUGAUGGAAAGAAACCCCACACUUGACUGGUUUACUGCCAGUGAAUAGUGUGAAGCUAUUGUAGUUCAUGGUGAUAGAAUUCUCGAAUCAUUUGAAAAAUCAAUCGAAGAAAAGAGAGAAUCUCCUGACUUUUAUCUUCGUCAAUGGGUAAAAAAACCUUUUUGCGUUUUCGCUAGAACCACCCCAGCCUAAAAACUCUAAAUUGUAGAGGCUUGCUAAAAGGAAGGCUUUAUUGUUGCAGCAACUGGUGAUGGUGUGAAUGAUUCUCCUGCUAUAAAAAAAGCUGAUAUCGGUGUUUCAAUGAAUCUAUCUGGUAGUGAUGUAACAAAAGAUGCAGCAGAUAUGAUUCUCCUUGAUGAUGAUUUUGCUUCGAUUGUACUUGGUGUUGAAGAAGGUAGAAAAAUUUUUGAUAAUCUUAAAAAAUCAUGUGUUUAUCUUCUUACUUCUAAUAUGACUGAAAUUAUUCCAUUUUUGGCCUUUAUUAUAUUGCUUCUUCCUGUGCCGCUUUCUAGUAUUUACAUGUUAAUUUUAUAAGUCGGCACAGAUAUAUGGCCUGCUAUUUCUUUAGCAUAUGAGGACGCAGAGCUUGAUGUAAUGACCAGAAGACCUCGUAGAAAAAGUGAUCACUUAUGUUCACUUAAAUUGGUUACAAUAGCUUAUUUCUAAAUGGGUUAAUUAGAAAGUGCAGCUGGUUUUAUAGGUUAUUAUAUGAUGUUUAACUAUUUUGGUUUCCCAGUUAGAGAACUAUUUGGACUUGCUAAUGUUUCUGGAUAUACUCCAUAGAAAGAUGAUUUUGAUAGUCACUUUAAUCCUUAUACAGGCAAAUUUGAUCCUUAUUUCAAUAGCGAACUAUUUAAAGCAGCAGGAAACUAAUACGAUUGCAGAGUAAAUAGAAAGGGUGCAGAUUCAAUUAAGAAUGAUAUUGAUUGGUAGAAAUUAACAGAUGGUAACUAUGACUUAAGAAAAUCUCUUUUGAAAUGCAAUGAAAGUACAGGUGAAUGGGUCCCUAAAGUUAAAUGGAGCGAUUGCGAUACUACUUCUCAUAAAACUUGGUCUGACAUUACAAGUCAAACAGCCUGCUACAGUACUGAAGCAGUAAAGUGGGCAUAAACAGCUUUCUUUUCUUCUGUUGUCACAAACUAAUGGUCAAAUGUAUUUGCUUGCAAGAGUAGAAAAAUGAGUUUUGCAACUUCUAAUUUAAAUACUGUCAUGCUUUAAGGUAUUAUUUUCGAAACAGCUUUAUUAUGCUUCUUGCUCUAUGUACCUGGUGUUCAAGAAGUUUUUGGUGGUAGACCCUAUUCAUUCUGGAUGUUCUGUCAUGGAUUAUUUUUCAGUAUAUGCUUAUUACUAUGGGAAGAAACAAGAAAGUAUACUACUAGAACUUUUAAAUGGUUCUUCAAAUACGCUUAUUGGUGA